GUUAGUAGUGAUUUCCUUUAGAGCCCAGCCUUAUCUCGAGCUGCACGUUGGCUGUUGGUGACUAAUAACACAAUAACAUUGUCUGGGGCUGGAAUAAAGUUGGAGCUGUUUACCCCCACUCUAUAGGGGUUCGAUAUAAAAGCCGGCCGGGAGCUGUCGGAGUCAGACGCGCUGGUGCAUCUGCUCCCGAGCGAACACCGAGAGGGUCCUCGGGUCUGCGCCGCGAUCGGUCCCCGCACGCCGCGCCGCGCUGCGCUCGCCUGCAGCUAGCUCGCGCUGCCUUCGCUGCGGGCAGACAGGACUUCGAAUCCCGGUUAAAGGCUCUUACGCUGAAGGAUCACUUUGAGAUCUGAAGAACCAGAAGCGCUUCGAAGGGAACUGAAGCCGUUUUUUUUUUUCCUUUGGGCUCAGUUUGCAGGGGAGGUUUUUGGAUCUUUUUUAUUUUCCCCCUCCCCAGCAUGGAUUAUUUCCCCGUGAUUUUCUCGCUGCUGUUUGUGGCUUUCCAGGGAGUUCCAGAAGCAGCGGUUCUGGGCGCCGAGCUCAGCACAGGGCCUGACGACCCAGGGGAGAACCCCCCUCCCAGCCCAUCCCAGCGCCGGUGCAAGCGCUGCUCCUGCUCGUCGUUGAUGGAUAAAGAAUGUGUCUACUUCUGCCACCUGGACAUCAUCUGGGUCAACACUCCCGAGCACGUUGCCCCAUAUGGACUUGGAAGCCCAUAUAGGUCCAAGCGAUCCUUAAAGGACUUAUUUAUUACGAAGGCAGCGUAUCGCAAGAGCAGGUGCCAGUGUGCCAGCCCAAAAGACAAGACGUGCUGGAAUUUUUGCCAAGCAGGAAAAGAACUCAGGGUCCAAGAGGCGAUGGAGAAAGGUUGGAAUAACCAUAAGAAAGGAAAAGACUGUCUUAAGCUAGGAAAGAAGUGUAUUCGUCAGCAGAUAAUGGAAGGAAGAAAAAUAAGAAGGUUGGAGGCCAUCAACAACAACAUCAGAACAGCUUUCCGUGCUGCAAAGUUAAAAGCUGAGCUUUAUAAAGAGCAGAAAGUGACCCACAACCGAACACACUGAUGGCAGGUCGGAUGGGCCUGUCUGAAGCCAUCAUGCCCUAGAGAGAGCCCCGGAACCGACGCUGCACAUGGGAUGGGAUCAGAGCAGCAGAACCCUAUCUGCUUACACCAUUUCUUGCUCCAAAUGGCUCAGGACCAGAGCCCUUCUUCUGAACAUUCCAAGAAAGAUUAGGGAGUCCCCCCCCCCAAGGUGUCUUCCUUUGCCUCCAUCUGUGGUAACUGCUUUUGUCUCUUCUUCCAUUUGGGGACAACCAUGGACCUCUCGGAAAGUAGAGACACAGGGACAUCGAAUCACGGUGGCAUUCCCCAGUGAAAGAAAGGAGAUUCCACGUAAGGGUGGAGUUUCUGAAGAAGGUCCUAAGGGAGUGUUUGUGUCUGACUCAGGCGCCUGGCACAUUUCAGGGAGAAACUCCAAAGUCCACGCAAAGAUUUUCUACGGAAUGCACAAAUUGAAAGCACACGCAGAGGACAAACACUUCAGUGACCAAAAAAAAGGGGAAAAAAAAAACUUUAAAAAAAUUUCACACAAUGCAAAAUUGAAAGAAACCAUUACUACUGUAAGUCUGUCAGAUUACAUUUCCUGCCUAGGAGUCUACCUCACCUAUACUGCACGUGGGCAAGUCUUUCCCACCUUUAAUUAUUAUCUUCCCAAACCCUGCCCCAACCUGGCACCCCUAUCUCCCAAAUCCCCAUGCUAAAUCCUAGCCUCAUAGAAGUCUGGUCUAUGCAUAAGUGGUAGAUAGAACAUUUUUGUGGUAAUCUACUAGCUCUGGUCCAUAAGAAAAAAAAAAAAAUCAUUGAAUCAGGAGAUUCCCUUACCUUCAUUUUUGAAAACACAAUGGUAUAGGGUUGUUUGUGAGAGAUACUAAAGAGUAAAUAUUGGUUAUGCUUUAAAGCAGCAAAAGUACUUUCCUUAUGUAACCGGCUGAUGGAAGAGGUUGGAUUGAAUUGUGAUGUACUUAUUUUUUAUAGCUAUUUAUAGUCAAACAAUUUAUGCUUUAUAUUUACUGUGUUGAAUAUAUGUUUGGGCAGGCCAUAUUGGUCUAUGUAUUUUUUUAAAUGUAUUUCUGAAUGAAAUUGAGAAAAUGCUUUGUUUUGCCUAUCAAGGUAAUGACUUUAGAAAAUAAAUAUUUUUUC
Molecule: messenger RNA, 2197 nt
Organism: Tupaia belangeri chinensis (Chinese tree shrew)
Lineage: Eukaryota; Metazoa; Chordata; Mammalia; Scandentia; Tupaiidae
Gene: EDN1
Product: endothelin 1
Exons: 5
Coding region: 459-1061 (200 amino acids)
Biological process (GO): vein smooth muscle contraction; regulation of systemic arterial blood pressure by endothelin; regulation of vasoconstriction
Cellular component (GO): extracellular region
Molecular function (GO): endothelin B receptor binding; endothelin A receptor binding; hormone activity
Source: RefSeq, a predicted model, not a curated record